GACGUCAUUGUGCGCAAAAUUGGGAGCGCACCACUGAGUGAACCGCCUGAAAUGUCUACAGAAGUUUGUUGAAGUAAAAUGCCGUGGGUGUAAAUUACCAUGACGUUAAACGACAAGCAUCGUCAGGUUCGUGUUUGGUUGGAAAAGCUUUAUGCUGGUGAUCCUAUUCCGCAGUAUGAGAUUAGCCAGAGACCUGUAGAAAUUCUCUAUGAGCUCAUGCUGAAGAAUGAACAGAAUGAUAGAUGUGCACAGCUCCUGAUAGAAGAUGACAGACAAAAAGCUGAAGAGUACAAUUUGGAAGCUGUCAGGCUUGCUGGAAUACUGCAAGAGAUUGGACUGACCACAAGCAGCUUGUCUAAGUCUGGCCUUGUCAGCCUUCGCACACUUACCAGUGUGGCACAGUUAUUAGAAAUCAAAGAUGCUUGUGAUACAAGUUUUCUGUUGGGCAUCAGCGAAAUUUCCCAAGCUCAGAUGAAGAUAUCAGAAGCAAGAAAUGCUGAACAGAAGCAAACAGGACAACUGAUUUCCCAAACCAACUCGGCUCUUCACAAAACGGCUGCACUGAAAAAGACAAUACAUAAUUUGAAGGAACAAGCAAAAUACCAAGGGCCUGACCUAGAGAAAAAGGCUAAGCAAGCUGGUUUCUUGCAGAGCAAAGCUCGUGAAUAUAAAGGACAUAUACAGAAAUAUCAGACCACACUAUCUCAGAGUGGUAUGGAACCACAUCUAUAUCAUCAAGCACUGGGAAAGAAGGCUGAGGAAUUGCAACAGCUGAAAGCCAAACUUGGGCCAUUACGAUUAAAGCUGGAUGGAUAUCAUAGACUUCCUCCCAACAUUUCUAUGGCUAAAGUAAAAAUUGAAGAAGUGAAAAGAGACCUGGCUGUAUUAGAAGCAGAGCUGGCAAAGCGCAUUGAUUCAAUGCACAUGCUGUAGUACAUGAACAAAUCCAGAGUUAUGCAACCAGCAAAGCCAAAGUCAAACAAAACUGCAUAAGAGCCUUUAGACUGAGAUGUUAUUUAAAAGGUACAAUUGGUGAACUGUUUCUGUCAAGAUAAAACUUUUUUUGAUUGUUUGAUUAGCAGCAUGAAGAUGUCAUGGUAAGAAAUACUUUAACUACAUGUUACAAUGUGAAGAAAUGGGGAAUUUCAUAAUGAGGAGCACAAGUUUAUAAUGGCAAGAUAUGGCUAUGAAUUUAAUUUGAGCGAAAAGAAAUUUUAAAAAGAACUCAAAAAUUCUGUUAGAUUUUAAAAAGUUAGAUUUUGAAUGAAUUGAGUUGUUGUUGAAAAUAAAGGAAUGGAACUCCAGAAUCUUUUGAAACCGAGCAAUUUAAACCCAUAAACUGCUUUUUUUUUUUGUUUGUUUUUGUAACCAUCUAUGAACCAUAUAGCAUUGUGCUACUGGGUAAGCUGUACUGGUUGUUCUAUUGACUGUUCUAUUUGUGAAAUCAAAGAACUGCUGCAUCUGUUUACAUAACUUAUCACCAGUAUUAAUUUUGAUACAUUAUUUGUGUCAGUAAACUCAUUUCGAAUACAGCAAGGAGAACUGUCAGAAGAUUAUGUCCAGCACAUCCUAGCAUUUUCGCCAAUAACUUCAAAAUGUUAAGAAGUGAUAUUUCAUUUAUUUGUAAUUUAUCUCCAACUCGAUUUAACAGUUGACAUAAAUAAGUUUUAGCCAACGGGCUAAAAAGGAAAAUGCAUUGAAAUGAAAUUAGUUAUGAAUUGUUUGCUUGGCACAAAUGAAAGGCAUUUGGAAUUCCAUUGUUGUGUUAUGAAAAGACCAUGACAUAAUAGCAUUGCUGUCAUUCAAAUUCCAUUGGAUAGAUGGCAGCAUAUACACUACUUCUGGCAUGAGUGUCAAUAGAGGAAAUAAUCAGUCAAUAUCUCGUGUUGAGCCGUGGUCUAGUGGGGUUAUCCACUGAGCCUAAAGCAUUGGACUACCCUAUCCCAAA
This is a messenger RNA of Lingula anatina, 1948 nucleotides long. Its product is annotated as HAUS augmin-like complex subunit 1. Gene Ontology annotation, cellular component: HAUS complex; cytosol. NCBI's taxonomy places the organism in Eukaryota, Metazoa, Brachiopoda, Lingulata, Lingulida, Lingulidae. Gene Ontology annotation, biological process: spindle assembly; centrosome cycle. The record is from RefSeq and is a predicted model, not a curated record.